Brachypodium distachyon (stiff brome) is the source of this 795-nucleotide messenger RNA. Its product is annotated as expansin-A14. The transcript is spliced from 3 exons. Gene Ontology annotation, biological process: plant-type cell wall organization. The record is from RefSeq and is a predicted model, not a curated record. Bases 1 to 795 code for a protein of 264 amino acids. Gene Ontology annotation, cellular component: extracellular region. NCBI's taxonomy places the organism in Eukaryota, Viridiplantae, Streptophyta, Magnoliopsida, Poales, Poaceae.
AUGGCUCAAGCAAGGGUGUUAGCACCGCUGGUCCUCGCACUACUGGGCUGCGCGUUGGCCGUCACCGCCGACGACGUCGACGCACCUGCAUCUGGUGGAGGAUUACUGAAGGCGCAUGCGACAUUUUACGGGGGCGCGGACGGUGCCGGCACCAUGGGUGGUGCAUGCGGGUAUGGCAACCUGUACUCGACGGGGUACGGCACAAACACGGCAGCGCUGAGCACGGCGCUCUUCAAUGACGGGGCAUCUUGCGGGCAGUGUUACAAGAUUGCGUGUGACAGCAAGCUGGUGGACCCAGGGUGGUGUAAAGUCGGUGAGACGGUGACCAUCACGGCCACAAAUUUCUGCCCGCCCAACUACGAUUUGCCGAGCGACAAUGGUGGCUGGUGCAACCCACCACGACCACACUUUGACAUGGCGCAGCCGGCCUGGGAGAAGAUCGGUGUUUAUCGAGCCGGCAUCAUCCCAGUUGUGUACCGAAGGGUUCCAUGUGUGAGGCGAGGCGGUGUGCGGUUCACGAUCAACGGACAUGACUACUUCCAGCUUGUUCUUGUGACCAAUGUCGGAGGUAUUGGUUCGAUCAAGUCAAUGGACGUUAGGGGCGCCAAUUCAUCCGAUUGGAUGCCCAUGGCACGCAACUGGGGUGCAAAUUGGCACUCUCUGGCGUACCUCACUGGUCAGAGCCUCUCAUUCAGAGUGACCAACAAUAAUGGCCAAACACUUGCAUUCAAAAAAUUGGUGCCACCCAGCUGGAAGUUCGGCCAAACAUUUUCUAGCAAUGUGCAGUUCAAGUGA